UGCCGUCCCGUCCCGCCGGCGACGCGGCGCGGCAGCCGUCCCGUCGUCGUUCGCCGCCGGAGAGGAGAAGAGCGCGAGAGAGACAGAGAAGAGACAGAGACACAGGGAGCAGCAUCAGACAUUGCUCGUCGCCGUCGUCGUCGCCGUCGUCGUCGUCGUCGCCGCCGUCGUCGCUGCCGCGGCGGUGUUGCUGUUUCUAGUGUUGCCGCUGCUGCUAGUGUUGCUGGUGGUAGUGGUGGUGGUGGUGCCGCAGCAGCAAUUGCUCGCGGUUGUUGCUUGUGCGUUGUACCGCGCGUGUGUGUGGAUACCUGCUCGCGGUACGCCGUGUGACGCCGGGGGGGUUCGACGUACCCCGAACCCUACGAUGCCCAAUGGUUGACCGUGCACCGCAGGAUGCUACACGGGGACGCUCCACGCGCCGCGGCUCUCGUUGUUGUUGUUGUCGUCGCGCACGCGAGUGCGAUUACGGUACGGUGAACGUGUUGCUUCGCGGCCACGCCGCCGGCAGGGUGGAAGAAGAAGAAGAAGCGUACGGUGGAUCAUCGUCGUCAACGUUCGUGGCGACCGCGUUAUUGGUGACGGAAUCGACGGGAACGACGGCAACCACGGGGAGUGCAGCACGCACGGCGCCAGCGCCGAUCAGGACGGCGACGGUGGUCUUCUAGUUGAGGAGAGACAGGGCCAACCCCCAGGGCUUUGCAACACCCCCAAGCUAUAAUCCGCGGUGCCGUUCGGUCUACGGCCGGACGCGGUCGUGCUACCUGGUGUGCGCGCGUGUGUGUGUUUGUGUGCGUGCGUGCGUGCGUGCGCGCGCGCGCGCUCGCUCGCUCGCUCGCUCUCGCUCGCGCGCUGGUGGUCGGGAGGAAGGAUCAGCAGCGUGAGACGGGCGCAAGUGGGAAGGAAGAGCGCGAGAGGUUAGGUUUAUUACGGAAGAAAGAUAACAGCCGCGCGGAGGAGCCAUGGCCGACCACCUGGUGGACGGCCCUCCGCCGAAGCGGCCCAAGCUCGAUCCGUUCCAGGGAACGUCGGACUCGACGGUAGUGGGUAUGCCGCCUUUAUUGAUGCACCAUGCUUAUACGAACUACGGGGGAGGUGGCAGUGGUAACAUGCAACAAAUUCAGGGUCAGCCGCAACAACUACAUCUGCAACAGCAUCAGAUGCAGCAACACUGGAACAACAAUACCGUCCAGAAACGAAAUUACAUUUCUAACACAGAAAUGUUCGAUCUUGAAAAUGAUCUUCCCGAUGACUUGCUGUCAUCUGGUUCUUGGGGUUCCACGACCGAGAGCACUAAGCCACCAGCGACCGGUCCUGGCCCAGGGCAGCAAAACGGUGCUCUCGAUACAGAACUCAGACAACAUGUACAGCAGCAGCAGCAGCAGCAGCAACAACUCUCUCAUCAUCUCCUCCAGCAACAGGGCAACAAAAACUUGGUGGCGAAUUCCUUAGUAAUGGCUGCGGGAACGUUAGGCAACAAAAGUCCGAAUAUGCAAUCGCCACCGAACGUUUCCGUUUCCAAGGGAGGGAUAGUCGAUCCGCAGAUGGUCGUGAGUCUUGGUAACCUACCAAGUAGUAUAGCCAGUUCGUUGGCGAAUAAUCAAAUGUCGAUCGCGAAUUCGAUGGGCGGUUUACAAUCGUCCAUGAGCAUGGCCGGAAGUAACCCCGCGAUGUCGAUGCCGGGCGGCAUGAACUCCGGUUUAGUGAUGACUAGUUCCGCUAGCGGGAACAACAUGGGAGGAAUGGCCGGCGGAAGCUUGAUAGUAACCAACAGUUUGAACAAACAACCUUUAAAUACAGUAACCAUGAUGGGCCCUAAUACUCAAGCGAUACAUCAUCCGGGUGCUCCUCAUGGGGUUACACCGAUGCAAAAUGGUCCCGGGAUGAUGAACACGAGGGCUGUAGCGAUGCAGCAGCAACAACAGGCGCAUAUGGUUGGUUCAGCGAGAGGGCAGAGUCCUCACCAACAGGUGCAUCAAGUCGGCAUCGUCGGUCCCGGCCAGGGUGGUCCGAGGAUGCAAGCUCCUCCUAACAUGGCAAAUAUACCGACUAUGGGGCAAUUAGGCGCGUCGAAUCCGUACAAUUAUGGUUCUCCAAAUAUUGGACCAGGAGCAGGAGUAACUGUAUGCACCAAUAAUCCCGUAGGUGUCGUCAAACCGCAGCAAAAGGGUGUAGGAACGAAUAUGAGCCCCAUGCAAGCGGCAGCCGCCGCCAGCAGAUUUACCGGUACUGCUGGUCCGAUCGGCACUACGAACGUUGUGGGUAGUCAGGAAGGUGGAGCGGCAGCGCAACAGGCGCAACCACCAGCACCAAGUCCGGCUCAACCACAAUCGGGUGCGCCGACCGGAGGACAGCCAGGUCCGCAGCAAGCUACGCAAGGACAAAUGGCUGGUACUGGUACUCCAACUGGCGCGAAAUCGACACCUGAUCCAGAGAAAUGUAGACUCAUUCAGCAACAGUUGGUGCUACUUUUGCAUGCACAUAAAUGUCAACGACGCGAAAGCCAAGCAAACGGCGAGAUGAGACAAUGUACCUUGCCGGACUGCAAAACUAUGAAAAAUGUUCUAAAUCACAUGACGAAUUGUCAAGCCGGAAAGAAUUGCACCGUGCCUCACUGUAGCAUGUCAAGGCAGAUCAUCAGUCAUUGGAAGCAUUGUAAUCGAAGUGAUUGUCCGGUUUGCUUGCCGAUAAAACAAGCAAAUAAGAACAGGACAAAUUCUGCGCAAGCACCCGCAAUUCAACCAAAUAAUCAGCCAAAUCCAAGCCCAUCCGAAAUGAGAAGGGCUUAUGAUGCUUUAGGAAUUCAGUGUCCGACAACAACACCGGGGCUUUUACCCGGUCAAGGCGUUGGUAGGGGCGUUAGAAUGCCAGCUCCCGGCAUGACGGGUGGUCCUCCAGGGGCAUUGGGGAACGUUAGAUUAGCGCAACCUCAAACACAGAAUUUUUACGCGAAAAGCAACAAGCGAUGGGCGCCCAUAUGUGUUUCAGCUGCACCGGGACAAUCCGUAGUCGGUGCCGGACAACAAGUAGUCGCUCCGAACGUAUCUCUUCCUUUAAAUUCCGAUCCUAGUACGGUCGGGGUAGCCGGCAAUCAGACGGUACCAACGACCGGACCUACAUCUGCCGCGGCAGCGGCCGCUGCCAAUAUACAGCAGUCCGUUAAUAUGCAAACAUUGUUCGGCUUGAACGAGUCCGGACAACCUGGUGUGAUAGGUGCGGAAAAUAGAUUAGCGAAUUUACAGCUUCCAGGCGGUCUUCAACCCGGUCAAGUCACAGCGACACCGGUGCAAGGAACAAAGGAGUGGCAUCUGUCCGUCACUCCAGAUCUCAGGAACCAUCUCGUUCAUAAAUUGGUUCAAGCAAUAUUCCCGACUCCCGAUCCACAAGCUAUGCUCGAUAAAAGAAUGCACAACUUGGUCGCGUACGCGAGGAAGGUGGAAGGCGACAUGUACGAAAUGGCUAACUCUCGGUCGGAAUAUUAUCAUCUGCUGGCCGAGAAAAUCUACAAGAUUCAAAAGGAACUUGACGAAAAGCGACAAAAACGAAAGGAACAGCAACAACUGCAAGCGCAACAACAACAGCAGCAGCAGCAACCGCCGGGUACAUCUGGUCCUGGACUAAGGCCAUGCGCGCCUCCGAAUGUAGGUACUGUUAUGCCAGGAGCGUCGAAACCUGUUGGGACAGUACCACCUACCUUACGAAGUCACUCACCAAGUAUGGGUCAACUCGGAACAAUACCAGCGAUGGCCAUUCAGCAGCACAAUAGGAUGCAGUUCCCACAACAGCAGCAGGCCCAACAACAACAACAACAAGCCCAGCAACAGCAACAGCAGGUCCAAGCUCAGCAGCAGCAACAGCAACAAGGAAUCCUGGUCGGUCCUCCUGGUCCUAGCCCGAACGGGCAAUCCACAUCCAAUGCCAAUAUGGCAUAUGUGCCUAAUCCUGGAAUCAGCCCGUUUGGUAACCCCCAAAUGUCCCAGGCUAAUCUCACAACCACUACUGCGUCUAACAAUGCAACGACUAGUCAAUUUCCGACGUCCAAUGGCACAGCUGUUGGUUUACCCAACAGUUCUCCUAUUCAAAACCAACAUCAGUUCAAGGAUGACCUCAUGAAAGUUAGAUUGGCGCAGGUCCAGGCUCAAGCAGCACAACAACAACAGCAGCAGCAACAGCAACAGCAACAGCAGCAGCAGCAAAGUCAGCAACAGUCACAACCGACGAGUACUCCGAGCCAGGUCGGUACUCCAGUAACGUCGAUUCCGCAAGCACCAUCACCGUUUAGCGGCAUGCAACAACCAAGCGCGCAGCAGCAGCCACAACAGCAAUCGAAUCAGCAAUUCCCAACUCGACCGUUGUCAGCUUCCACGCCUAAUGACAAUGGCAUUGCGACAUCGACACCGCAGACGAUACCACCGCCCGUGUCCAGCGGGCCAAGCCCAACGGGUGGUGUAUCUGCGACAACUACGGGUACGACGAACGGGCCUCAGUCAACCACUUCCACGCCGAACACGCCGCUUGUACCGUCGCUAAUGACACCAAAUCAAACUGUCUCUUCCGCAUCAAAUCAGACGCCGCCUCAUUCGGGCCCGACACCGUCCCCUGCUGGCCUUGCGAGUCUUGGUAAGGGUAUGACCUCGCAGGAACGGGCAGCGUUGAACACUCCACGCAGCACGUCCAUGUCCUCGCAGAUGGCUGCCAUCACGGCAGCGCUGGAUCGUGACAAUUCACCCAGCCCGCCGAUGAAUAACAACAAGGGCAAGUUGGAUUCCAUUAAAGAGGAGAUAAAGAUGGAGAUAAAACAAGAUCCAUCAGAUGAGUCACAGAAUCACAGAAUGGACGGUAAGAGCGUGAACAAUGAGAUUAAUAUCAAGACCGAGCCAAAGACCGAACCAAUGGAAGAGGGCUCAAACGAGGCGACCGUGAAGGAAGAACCCGGCAUUAAAGAAGAGAGCAUGACUCCCGGUAUUAAAGAAGAGAGCAUGACCGCUUCCGAUAUCAAGCCCUUGGUAUUGGAACCUAUUCAACCAAGUGGAUCCACUGACAAGAAGAAGUGCCUGUUUAAGCCCGAUGAUCUUAGACAGGCACUUAUGCCGACAUUGGAGAAACUAUAUAGACAAGAUCCCGAGUCUAUACCGUUUCGGCAACCGGUGGAUCCGCAAGCGUUGGGUAUACCGGACUAUCCAACCAUCGUGAAGAAACCGAUGGAUCUGUCGACGAUCAAGAAAAAACUGGACACGGAGAAGUACAGCGAUCCGUGGGAGUACGUCGACGAUGUAUGGAUGAUGUUUGACAAUGCCUGGCUCUAUAACCGCAAGACUUCACGAGUCUACAGAUACUGCACCAAGCUCUCGGAAGUUUUCGAGCAAGAGAUAGACCCCGUGAUGCAGAACCUUGGGUAUUGUUGCGGCAGAAAAUACACCUUCAACCCGCAGGUGCUCUGUUGCUACGGCAAGCAGCUGUGCACGAUACCCAGGGAUGCAAAGUAUUACUCGUAUCAGAACAGAUACACCUUCUGUCAGAAAUGUUUCAACGACAUUCCUGGUGACACAGUGACGUUGGGAGACGAUCCAACGCAGCCUCAAACUGCCAUCAAAAAAGAACAGUUCCAGGAAAUGAAGAAUGAUCACUUAGAAUUGGAACCUUUUGUAACCUGUACUGACUGUGGUAGGAGGGUACAUCAAAUUUGUGUACUCCAUAUGGAAGCAAUCUGGCCAUUAGGGUUUACCUGUGAUAAUUGCUUAAAGAAGAAGGGACAGAAACGCAAAGAAAAUAAGUUCAAUGCCAAACGAUUGCCCGUAACGAAACUCGGCACGUAUAUCGAGACGCGCGUGAACAAUUUCCUGAAGAAAAAGGAAGCGGGCGCCGGUGAGGUUGCGAUCAGAGUGGUCGCUUCUAGCGACAAAGUGGUCGAGGUCAAACCCGGUAUGCGGAGCAGAUUCGUCGAGAAUGGUGACAUGCCCGGCGAAUUCCCGUACCGCGCGAAAGCUCUAUUUGCGUUCGAGGAGGUUGACGGCACCGACGUCUGUUUUUUCGGUAUGCACGUACAGGAGUACGGAAGCGAAUGCACGCCGCCGAACACCAGACGGGUUUACAUCGCAUAUCUGGACUCUGUCCACUUCUUCCGGCCUAGACAAUUUCGAACGGCUGUGUAUCACGAGAUUCUUCUUGGAUAUCUCGAUUAUGCGAAACAACUCGGGUAUACAAUGGCUCACAUAUGGGCUUGUCCACCUUCCGAAGGGGACGAUUAUAUCUUCCACUGCCAUCCCGCAGAACAAAAAAUACCAAAGCCUAAGAGGUUGCAGGAGUGGUAUAAGAAGAUGUUGGAUAAAGGAAUGGUCGAAAGAAUCGUGCUCGAUUAUAAGGACAUUUUAAAACAAGCCAUGGAAGACAGGCUUUCGUCCGCGGCGGACUUGCCAUAUUUUGAGGGCGACUUUUGGCCGAAUGUAUUGGAAGAAAGUAUUAAAGAAUUAGAUCAAGAAGAAGAAGAGAAACGUAAACAAGCUGAAGCGGCGGAAGCAGCUGCUGCAGCGGCAAACGCGAUAUUUUCGCUGUCUGAAGACGCGGAAACUCCAGACGGUAAGAAGAAGGGUCAGAAGAAGGCCAAAAAAUCCAACAAAUCGAAAGCGAAUCAAAGGAAAAACAGCAAAAAAUCGAACACUCCUCAGACCGGCAAUGAUCUUUCCGCAAAAAUCUUUGCCACCAUGGAAAAACACAAGGAGGUGUUUUUCGUCAUUAGGUUGCACCACGCUCAAAGUGCAGCCAGUUUGGGACCUAUCCAAGAUCCCGAUCCCGUCAUCAAUUGUGAUCUGAUGGACGGCCGUGACGCAUUUCUCACAAUGGCAAGAGAGAGGCAUUACGAGUUCUCAUCUCUUCGAAGAGCGAAGUUCAGUUCUAUGUCUAUGCUGUACGAAUUACAUAAUCAAGGCCAAGACAAGUUUGUUUACACUUGCAAUAACUGCAAGAGUCAUGUGGAGACCAGAUACCAUUGUACAGUUUGUGACGAUUUCGAUUUAUGUGUAAGUUGUAAAGAUAAGGACGGUCACCCGCAUCCGAUGGAGAAACUUGGCUUUGAUUUGGAUGAUGGCUCUUCGCCUGCGGAUGCGAAACAAACAAAUCCACAGGAGGCCAGGAAAUUAUCGAUACAGAGAUGCAUUCAAUCAUUGGUGCAUGCCUGCCAGUGCAGAGAUGCUAACUGUCGUCUACCGAGUUGCCAGAAGAUGAAGCGAGUGGUGAUGCAUACAAAGAAUUGUAAGAGAAAGACCAAUGGUGGUUGUCCUAUAUGCAAACAGCUGAUUGCGCUGUGUUGUUAUCAUGCGAAACACUGCCAAGAGACCAAGUGUCUCGUUCCAUUCUGUUCCAACAUCAAGCACAAGAUAAAGCAGCAGCAAUUGCAGCAACGAUUACAACAGGCGCAACUGCUUAGGAGGCGAAUGGCUGUGAUGAAUACGAGGCCCACCGGACCUGUAGCCGCAAUGCAGGCUGGGCAACAGACCUCGAACGUUGCCAUGACACCUGGAGCCGCUAUGAAACCUGGUGUCAGCACAUCGAAUUUGCCGUCACCGCAUCAACAAGGUAUUGGAUUGAAACCCGGGACGCAGCCGCCUCCCGCUCAUGUCCUACAGGUGGUGAAGCAGGUGCAAGAGGAAGCAGCGAGGCAACAAGCACCGCAUGUCAGUUACGGCAAGGUGACGCCGGGCGGUGGUGUUGGCGUAGGUGUCGGUGUGGGCGGCCAAUCGGGCGGAGUAAUGCCGCCGCCACAAAUGCAGCGGCCGUUGCCGGUCCAGAUGCCGAAUCCCAGUGGCACGCAUCUCAUUCCGAUGGAUCAGUGGACAGCUGCAAGUAGAGGAAGAACGCGUUUUUUUAGUCCUGCGCGUGUUUCUUCUUCUCUUAGCAGGUAUCAGUCGAAUGCGGUGAUGCAACAAAAUCCCAACUUGGCGCGGCAGCAGACACCGCAACAGCUGAUGCAGCAGCAGCAGCAACAGCAGCAGCAUCAGCCUCAACCGAUGGCAAUGAGUGCGCAAAUGCCGAGGCAACCAGGCGUGAUUGGACCGGUUGGACAGGUCGGUCCACAGGCAAGCAAUAUGCAGAAGCAUGCUCUUCAACAGUUGAUGCAAACUCUCAGGAGCCCACAUACGCCCGACCAACAGAACCAAAUACUUCAAAUACUCAAGAGCAAUCCACCGUUGAUGGCCGCCUUUAUCAAGCAACGAACUGCGCUUGUUCAUCAGCAACAACCUGGUCAGCAUGGUGGGGGAGUCGGCCCAUUGGGUCCUAAUCAACCCCAACAACAACAGCAACCUGGUUUGCAGCAUAUGAUGUCCCAACAGCAGCAGCCGCAGCAGCAGCAGCAGCAACAACCGCAGCAGCAACAGCAGCAGCAGCAGGGUAGACUGCAGAUACAGAUGCUGACGCAGCAGGCGCAACAACAGCAGCCAGUGCAGCAGCAGUCGCAAGCAACAUGGUACAAGCAACAGAUGCUGGUGCAGCAGAUGCAACAGAGGCAACAGCAGGUGGCCCAGCAGCAACAACAGCAACAACAACAGCAGCAACAGCAACAGCAGCAGCAGCAGCAGCAGCCGUUUACUCAGCCGCCAGCGCCACCCUAUGGUCAACAACGACCUAUACGACCAUCUCUUCUUGGUUACGGAGGUUUCAACGAACAAGGCUACGGUCAGGCAGGUCUAAAACCUACUCCACCGCCCGUGCCCUCGCCGCAAGGCGUCAUGGGUCCGCCGGGGAUCUCCGUACAGCAACAAUUGAUGCAGUCAGUCCGUUCGCCACCGCCCAUCCGAUCUCCACAGCCCAACCCCUCGCCACGACCUGUCCCUUCCCCGCGUAAUCAGCCGGUACCGUCGCCGCGAUCGGGUCCGGUACCAUCGCCGCAUCACCAUCCGCCUCACGGCACGCCGACGCAUUCGCCGGCCCACGAGCUCGGCGGCGGUCCCAGCGAGAUGAUGCUCUCGCAGCUGGGUGGCGGUCCAGGUGCGCCCACUGGCCAUCCCGCCGCUAUGCCUCAUCAUCCCUCGCCGGCGCCGGCGCCCACGAAUGGCGGCGCAGACGCCAACGAGGUGACGCCAAUGACGCCACAGGACCAACUCUCCAAAUUCGUCGAGGGGUUGUAGUGACUGUUACGGACGAUCACAUCGGUCGAUGGUUAUGUAAGUGUUUCCAUUAACGGAGACGACGACGGCGGCACUCGGACGGCUGCGACCGUCUGCGUCGCGUGAAUUUAAAUAAUACGAAACGUUCGCGAAAUUAUGAGACUAUUAGAUAAUUUAUCUUGAGAAAUUCGCGCUCGCGCAGCUUAAAGUGAAAGCCUGACAAGCCGCGCGUUCCAUCAAGUUUCGUCGAGCCUGAUUGAGCCUGACAUGCCUGAGGGUUUGAACUCCCUUAGGGCCGCAGGAUAGUUUCUGAUUACACGAUCCUCGAUGCGACCGAGACGCUCGGUUCGCGCGCCCACGCGCACGCGCGCACGCCGUAUAUCUUCUCUUUCGAUUUUCUACAUUAUGCGAUACGUCGAAAGACAAAAGGGAAAGAUUAACGCGACGUUUGGUGCUUUUCAAUUCUACUCGGCCUGGCUCAAAUAGACUCAAAAUUGUUUUCGUCCUUGGUCGAGAAGAAAGUACCGCAAAUCGGUAGGAUGAGGAGGAACAAAAAAGCGAAACUAUCGAGAGACUAUUAUUACGUAUUCUCCCCUCGUAUCCUCCAGAGCCCCCUCGACUCUACCACUCUUCCUCGCUGCUACUCGUGCAGGGUGAGUGAAAUCGUACAAAUAUAUAUAUAUAUAUACACACACAUUAUAUAUAUAUAUAUAUAUAUACAUAUAUGUAUGUUGUGUAUACUUAACGUUAAUUAAUAAUUAAUAGUUCAAAUACUAUUAGGUCGUAAUUAGUAUUUGCGUAAAUGUACGCAAUUAUAUACCGCUACUAUUAUUAACGUAACGAAAAAUACAAAGUAUAUGAUAAAGACUUGUAUGAAAGAUAAACGAUAACACAUAGAUAGGGAGAAUCCAUUAGAAUGUUGUAUGUACGGGGAAAAAAAAUAUAAUUUAGGUCGUACGCUAAGUAAUAUGUUCGUUUAAGAAAAAAAUUUGUUACUAAGAGGAUAAUUCCUAAGCGCCACACCGAAGGUUGUAACUUAAACCACGAAAUUUUAUGGAUUUAUCGUGAGUGACUCCGCACAUUUUCGAAUGCCGCGAGUCGUCUGUGGAAAAGUCGAACUUGAAAAAAAAAAACGGCGAUACUCUCGACAGGAUGCCUGUUCAACCGAGUGUCUUGUCGAGAGAAUCGGCCUCAUGUGACGAGUUAACGUUGUCGUAACCAAAAAAUAGAAAUUCACAACAGGCUGCUAGUGCGCGCGGGAAGGUUUAUAUAUAAAAAAAAAAACGUGUUAAUUUUGACGAAGGAAGAGAGGUGACGUAGUUUUCUCCGGUUGAGGGUCCACUGCGUGUGUACAGUUCAAUCAAAAUGUAACUAACGAGAGUGCGUAUUCGAGUACCGGGCCCUCGCGUGAAAGCUCUGUAAAUACUAGACUAUUAUUAUCGAUGAUUAUUAAUUUACCUGCCCAUUAUUGAUUAAUUAUUAUUAAUAUUAUUAUAUAUAUAUUAUAAUAUAUUAUUAUUAUUAUUAUCAACAUUAAUCUAUUACUAUGAUCAAUUCAUGCAUAAAUCUAUUGUAAUAUUUGCAAACAAACGAAAGAGAGACGAGUUCACGCGCGUUAUUACUACACACGGGUUUACAGAUUGGCCCGCGUACAAAACACACACCGAACCACAUUACAUGACUAUUGCCAGUGUUGUAUCAUAGUAAAGCUCUAAGUGUAAGUUCCUCCUCCUCCUCCUUUCCCUCCCCUCGCCCCCGCCUUCGCCCUUCGCUCGGCCACCCCGAUCCGCCUCCCUCCCCCACCUUUUUCUUCGCCACCUAUUUAAAACGACUUAGUAAUAACGUGGGAGUGCGUGAGCAUGUUGUGGUUCAAAAGGUCCGUGGCGUCGGAUAUUUUUGAAGUGCAUACUUUGUAUAAUAUAGCUAUAUCGUGUACAAUUAAGUCAUCUGACGAUUGAGAUAGAAACGUAAAUCGGAAGGGAAGAUUAAAACUAAUACACGUACAUAUACACACAUACACACCCGUAGCGUGAAAGCAAGGCUGACGUAAAAAAAAAAAGGAAAAGAAGAGCGAUCGCGAGGACGAUUCUCGCGAUCAUCGGGACUCCUAGGCUCGCGAGCUAAUUAUCAAGCGACACCAUCGGAUAACUCCUUGACUGGCUACACCGAGAAACGUAUGCAUACACACGUAACGCCGGCAUAUGUACACGUCUUCGCUCAAGACGUACGUUCAUUCACAGCACACCGAUGCGCUACGAAUUCUCGUUUGAACUCUCAGCGGCACGCGCUUUGAUCGUGUUCCUCGUUAAGUCACUCUCGCGGGAUUAACGGUGCGUAGAGGAAAAGAAAGAAAAGAACGUAGGGAGAAGAGUUAGAGAUAGAGAGAGAAAGAGAGAGAGAAAGAGAGCGAGCCAACUUGACGGAACUCGAUCAAGAUCAGCGGUCGACCUUGAUCGGGUGCACCGAUUCUUUUCGGGUGGAUCGUUACGAGUGCAAUCGGAGUCCUCCGAAACUCCUUACCGUCGACGUUCGCCGUUCCCUCCGUUCGCCCGCACUUCCGGCGAACGUCGACGUCGCGGAUCGCGAACCCAGACUUCGUUUUCGCGCCCCCUCCCUCCCGAGCAACGUGACGAGUCUCGAUUGAGAUAAAGAGACGAGAGAUAAGAAAGAAAAGGAAACUUGGUAUUCGAGACACAUUCCUUCUAUGAAGGGUUCAAUGAGUAAUGCAACAUAUAUUUUUCUCACUUCAAGGUUUGUUUUAUUGCAGGUUUAAAUAAUCUCCAUUCGAUUCUAUGGUCUUACGCCACAAGAUGUGACAGCCUGUAUGCGGAGCCCUUGCGGUACCACUUUGCCGGUCUCACAAUCACUUUCUUACUUUGGCUAUGACUUUUUUGUUAUUAAACGUUAUCGCGUAUUGCGUCUGUCAGGGGGCCAAAGAGAUGGGAGGAUCAGGAGGUGUUCGGGAUCUGUACGACGGAAUGUCGUUCUUCACCCAGAGGAACCUCAUUUCUAUCGCAACACCUUCUAACUUUUAUCUCCUUAGUCCUCUGAAAGAUGCAAUCUGCGGGAAGAGAUAUGGCAGUAACAAGGAAGUCAUAGCCGUAGUAAGAAAGUGAAAACUGAGAGGUAGGGUGGCAUCGCAAGGACGUAGGGGAACGGGGGGUAGCCCCGGACAUUACUGAACUUCAAGCAUACCUUGUGCCCUGUGGCCAUUGUUUAAAAAUUCUAAUAUGCCCUUCUGCGUAUCUCGACACAUGCAGAAUCCCCUACAGGUUUUCUUCGCAUCUAAAUAGCGUAAGGCCAUAGAAUUGAAUGAAGACCGUGUUGAAAAUUAUGUUUUCGUAGCCAAAGAAUUGGGAAAAAGUACGAUGCGUU
Temnothorax curvispinosus is the source of this 12473-nucleotide messenger RNA. RefSeq names its product histone acetyltransferase p300. Gene Ontology annotation, biological process: positive regulation of transcription by RNA polymerase II. Bases 960 to 9119 code for a protein of 2719 amino acids. Gene Ontology annotation, molecular function: chromatin DNA binding; histone acetyltransferase activity; transcription coactivator activity. Gene Ontology annotation, cellular component: histone acetyltransferase complex; transcription regulator complex; nucleus. The record is from RefSeq and is a predicted model, not a curated record. The transcript has 25 exons. Lineage: Eukaryota; Metazoa; Arthropoda; Insecta; Hymenoptera; Formicidae.